Messenger RNA from Brugia pahangi, 396 nucleotides. NCBI's taxonomy places the organism in Eukaryota, Metazoa, Nematoda, Chromadorea, Rhabditida, Onchocercidae. The record is from the annotation of a GenBank genome assembly.
AUGGCUGAUCGCUUAACUCAACUGCAAGAUUUGGUUAAUGAGCUGGCUAAUUUGAUGUGCAACUCAAUUGGAGUUUUACGACUUACAGCACCAUCAUGUGAUUUUAAUGGGACAUCAAAAGCAUUAGAGGACGAAGAGAACUGUGGUCUUUUCGCUGCAACAAUUGCUCAUACAGCUAAAGAUAUCGAGAUCUUGAUUGAUUCUUUGCCAAUAGAUGAACCAGCAGCAAGUAAUUCAGAAAUUGAUUCAUCCUUAUUGAGCAUGGACGAACAUAGGCAUAGGGCAGCGCGUGAACUUGAACAAGCAGUUAUCGAUGGCGAAGAAUUGAUAAAAAAGAUACAGAAGGCAUUAGCUGAAAUUGCACGAGUGCAGAUGCUGUCACGUCCAUUUAUUUAA